Osmerus eperlanus (European smelt) is the source of this 947-nucleotide messenger RNA. Its product is annotated as cytadherence high molecular weight protein 2-like. NCBI's taxonomy places the organism in Eukaryota, Metazoa, Chordata, Actinopteri, Osmeriformes, Osmeridae. The annotation marks the transcript as partial. The record is from RefSeq and is a predicted model, not a curated record. The transcript is spliced from 2 exons.
UAGACAGGGCAAUGGAAGAAUUAAACAUCAAAAAGAAUGAACUGCAAGUAAGCUCUAUAGAGGUGAAUAAACAGAGACAUGAGAUGUCAAAUGAAAAGAUCAGGAUGGAACAAGACAAACAAAACAUUCAAGGUGAAAAGGCAGAACUGGAACGGAUCAAGACUGAGUUACAAGAAAGGUCGGACAGUCUAGAUCAACUCAUGGACAUGACAAAACGAGAAAAGGAGGGCCUUGAAGUGAUUUCUGGCCAGAUUCAGAAGGAAAGAGAGGAUAUUACAAAACAAACGGAAGAUGUCAAGAAUACAACACAGGUUCUUGAGGCAAUGAAAGCUGAAGUUGAGUCAGAGAAACAAGGAAUUGAAAACAUCAAGAAGAUGCUGUCAGAUGAAAGAGAUGACCUAAAACAGAUGAAGAUUGAGCACAUGGCUGAAUUGAAAAAGGAAGAGCAAGACAUUAAGGAGAGUAUCAACAAGAUGAGAGACAACCUUGAGCAGAUCACAGCUGAAAUACAACAACAGAGAGAUGAUGUAGACAGGGCAAUGGGAGAAGUAAACAUCAAAAAGAAUGAACUGCAAGUAAGCUCUAUAGAGGUGAAUAAACAGAGACAUGAGAUGUCAAAUGAAAAGAUCAGGAUGGAACAAGACAAACAAAACAUUCAAGGUGAAAAGGCUGAACUGGAACGGAUCAAGACUGAGUUACAAGAAAGGUCUGAGAAUCUAGAUCAACUCAUGGACAUGACAAAACGAGAAAAGGAGGGCCUUGAAGUGAUUUCUGGCCAGAUUCAGAAGGAAAGAGAGGAUAUUACAAAACAAACGGAAGAUGUCAAGAAUACAACACAGGUUCUUGAGGCAAUGAAAGCUGAAGUUGAGUCAGAGAAACAAGGAAUUGAAAACAUCAAGAAGAUGCUGUCAUAUGAAAGAGAUGACCUAAAACAGAUGAAGAUUGAG